UUGGCCGAAGGAGUUCGUAAAGUUCUAAUGGCGGAUUCUCGCUGAAAAUGUGAAAUGCGUUUUGUUUUUGUUUAUUUCCGGAUUAAUCUGAGUUUAUAAAUGCAUUUAAUGUGAGCAGUUCCGCCUCUGAAAUGGCGACAUUAGUUUUGGAUAACGGAGCGUACACGGCGAAGAUCGGAUACAGCCAGGAGAAAGUCAGCGUCAUCCCAAACUGCCAGUUUCGCUCAAAGACGUCCAGGUUAAAAACCUUCACUGCAAACCAGCUGGAUGAGAUCAAAGAUCCUUCGGGGCUCUUCUACAUCCUCCCCUUCCAGAAGGGUUACCUGGUGAACUGGGACGUCCAGAGGAAGGUGUGGGACCACCUGUUUGGAAAGGAGAUGUUUAAGGUGGAUUUUGCAGACACGAGCGUCGUCAUCACCGAGCCCUACUUCAACUUCACCUCCAUUCAAGAGUCCAUGAACGAGAUCCUGUUUGAGGAGUACCAGUUCCAGUCGGCACUCAGGAUCAACGUUCCUGUUUGUUUUUACAGUCAGCUGCACGUAAUGGACGAGACUCACGUGAUCAACCAGGUGAAGGAGGACGUGUGCUACGUCUCGCAGCAGUUCUACAAGGACAUGGAGAUCGCCCAGGCCAAGGGCGAGGAGAACACGGUGAUGAGGGAUUACGUGCUUCCAGAUUUCAGCUCCAUUAAGAAAGGCUUCUGCAAGCCCCGUGAGGAGAUGGUCUUCAGUGGGAAGUACAAAACAGGAGAGCAGAUCCUGAGGCUGGCCAACGAGCGCUUCGCCGUCCCCGAGAUGCUCUUCCACCCGUCCGACAUCGGGAUCCAGGAGAUGGGAAUCCCAGUGUCGGGUCCGGUCUUCUUCAGCAGGUCCGUGUCUGAGAAGUUACUGCAGACUCACGUCACGCCGCCUCUGGACGGCUGCACUUACCUGGGGCUGGACUCUGGAGCUCCGCCCCUCCAGAACGAGGACGUGUUGAGCGAAGGAGGUCGGGUGAUCAAUAGCGUUUUGGAGGGAGCCGUUUCCGUGGCUGCAGGAGCAGUGGUGCAACACUGCCACCUACAGGGUCCUCUGGACGUCCCAACAGGCUGUCUGCUGUCGGGUCUCGCGCUGUCGACCUCACCAAGUGUCCGGCUCCUCCCUCUCAGCAGUGACAUCAUCAUCCAGGGACAUCGCAUUGAGCUGGGGGAGCUGCAGCUGUACGUCUACACGGUGAUGGGAGCGCACGACGACCUGGAGAUCUCCUCUGACGACAGCAGCGCUUCCUUCCUCAACCAGACGUGGAACAACUUCUACAGCAGGACGGGAAUACAGUCGGAGGAGCUGUGGGUUCGAGGAGAACGGCGCUCCCUCCUGGAGGCUCGCCUCUUCCCAGUCCUCCACCCCAGAGGAGGUGCUGUGGGUCUAGAGGGAGGCGUGACCUGGCUGCUGGGGGGAGGCGGCUGCCUGGGAGAAUGGAGGGAGGCGUGGAGGCUUUCUUUGAAGGAGGUGCUGUUGCUCACCCACCAGGAGACGGAGCUACAGCGAAGGGAGGAGCUGCUGUUCCUGGUGGGAAGGCGGCGUGUGGCCGACGCCCUGAGGGGGCGCUCGGACGUCUGCCUGCUGCCUUGCUUCAGGGCCGCUGUGCUGGGAGGCCAGCAGGGGGCGCUGCUGGAAGCUCUGGACAGCAUCGCUGCAGGGAGCAAUGAGCAGGGGGCGGAGCUCGGAGCAGAUCUGGGCGUGGCUGCCCGCUGUCUCUCCUGCAUCGCGGACGUGUUGGUGUGCAUGGCCGGCGGGCAGGGAGGUCUGAGGAGCGGGCCAGCGGCUAAUGAAGCCUGGAGCUCCGCCUACGCCAUGUUGGAGGAGGGUGACCUGAGGGGCGGAGUCCACGCACUCACCGUGCAGCGGCAGCGCUGGCUCAGCAGGCCUGAUCUGCUGGUGCGGGCGGCGCGGCACUACGAAGGCGCCGGACAGGUGCUGUUACGGAAGGCUGUGAUGUCAUCUCAGAGAUUCAUCUCCAUUGGACAGGGCAAAGUCCAGCCCCUUGGACAGUGGCAGGAAGUGGAGUGUCCAGCUCGGCUGGAUUUAGCAGGCGGCUGGAGUGACACUCCACCAAUCGCAUUCGAGCACGGGGGCUCCGUCACAAACGUCGCGGUGAAGGUCGACGGGAAGCGUCCUAUUGGUGCUAGAGCACGUCGCAUCUCCGAGCCCCGCCUCCUGCUGGUCAGCUACACUGGAGGGCGGAGCAGUGGGAUUUCCACGGAGACGGCAUGCGACAGCCUGGAUGACCUGACGGAUUACAGUCAGCCUCACGCUCCCGGAGCGCUGCUGAAGGCGGUGUGUGUCUGUAGUGGGCUGGUGUCCCUGACCUCCCAGCAUCCUCUGGGGCAUCAGCUGAUGGAGCGGUGGGGAGGAGGGGUGGAGCUCCACAGCUGGUCGGAGCUGCCGACGGGAUCGGGAUUGGGUACCAGCAGCAUCCUGGCGGGGGCGCUGUUGGCCGCGGUGUACAGGUGUACCAGGCGAACCUACGACACGGACUCCCUGAUCCACGCCGUUUUGUACCUGGAGCAGAUUCUUACCACAGGUGGAGGCUGGCAGGAUCAGGUGGGCGGUCUGGUAGGCGGAGUAAAGGUGGGUCGAUCCAGAGCAUCCCUCCCCCUGCAGGUGCAGGUGCAGCGUCUCAGUCUUCCUGAGGAGUUCUCGCUUGCUCUGGAGCAGCACCUCCUGCUGGUCUACACCGGGAAGACCCGGCUGGCCCGAAAUCUGCUGCAGGAUGUGGUCCGCAGCUGGUACAGCCGCCUGCCGUCGAUGGUGCAGAACGCCCAGCAGCUGGUGUGUAAUUCAGAGGAGUGCGCUCGGGCCUGCGUGGACGGUUCUCUGUCCAGGCUGGGGGAGUGUCUGGACCGCUCAUGGCAGCAGAAGAAGCUGAUGGCCCCGGGCUGCGAGCCAGCGUCAGUGCGCGCUAUGAUGGAGGCCCUGAGGCCGCUGGUCCUGGGCCAGAGUCUGGCCGGGGCCGGUGGCGGCGGCUUCCUUUACUUGCUGACUCGAGAGCCCCGACAGCGGGAGGCGGUGCUGCAGGUCCUCAACAACAUGCCGGGUCUGGGAGACUUCAGCGUCCACUCUGUGGAGCUGGACAUGGACGGACUCACAGUCCUUGCGCCGUUAACCUGAGAACGCUGAUCGUUCCUCGGCUUCAAUCACGAACAGUGAUGAAGAGGAGACAAAGAAGAGCUGUGUUUAACGUUUGUUCUGGUUUUGUAGGAAUCUGAUUUUAUUAAUCAAACUGAUUAAUCAGGAGCAUUGAUCUGUAUCUUGACAGCAUAAAUAAAAGCUCAGUUUUGGACUGUUUGA
Molecule: messenger RNA, 3329 nt
Organism: Neolamprologus brichardi
Lineage: Eukaryota; Metazoa; Chordata; Actinopteri; Cichliformes; Cichlidae
Source: RefSeq, a predicted model, not a curated record